AUGGCUCACCCCCAAGACCACCUUCACACCACAUCCCUCACGGACCCGGAGUCCUUCUGGGCUCAGCAAGCCGCACACCUGGACUGGCACAAGAAGCCCACCACCAUCCUGCGCAAGUACACCAAGACCCUCCCUAAAUCAAAGACAACCCAUGACCAUUGGGAGUGGUUCCCAGACGGCGAGAUCUCGACAUGCUACAACUGCGUCGACCGCCACGUGCAGGCAGGCCACGGCGACCAGCCCGCCAUCCUGUACGACAGCCCCGUCACAAACACAAAGCAGCGCAUCAGCUAUGCGGAGCUGCAGGAUGAGGUCUCGGCCUUCGCGGCGGUGCUGCGCGAUGAGGGCGUCGGCAAGGGCGACACCGUCCUCGUCUACAUGCCCAUGAUCCCCGCCGCGCUGAUCGGCCUGCUCGCGGUGUCCCGGCUCGGCGCCAUCCACGCCGUUGUGUUUGGUGGCUUUGCACCCAAUGCCCUCGCGCAGCGCAUCGAUGCGUCGCGGCCCAAGGCUAUCUUGACUGCCUCUUGUGGUAUUGAUGGGAAUAAGCCGCCGAUCCCGUACCGGGAUUACAUCAUUGAGGCUGAGAAGCUUGCGAAGUGGAAGACACCGCGGACGGUCGUCUGGCAGAGGGAGCAGCUCGCUUGGCACCCGCUGGACCGGGCGAGGGGUGAGAGAAAUUGGAAUCGGCUUGCGAGGAGUGCGAGGAUGAGGGGCCAGAGGGUGAAGGAGUGUGUCCCCGUCAAGGGAAGCGAUGGGGUGUAUGUGAUUUAUACCAGUGGCACGACUGGGCUGCCGAAGGGCGUGGUCCGCGAUGCUGCUGGCCAUGCGGUGGGUUUGAGUUUAUCCAUGAGGCAAAUGUUUGGCAUUCAGGGGCCAGGUGAUGUAAUGGCCUGCUUUAGCGACAUAGGCUGGGUUGUGUCACACAGCUAUACGCUCUACGGUCCCCUCCUCGUCGGGGCCGCCACCGUGUUGUACGAGGGCAAGCCGGUCGGCACUCCUGACCCAAGUUCGUUCUGGCGGAUGAUCGAAGAGUACAAGGUGAACGCAAUGUUCACAGCACCGACUGCGCUCAGGGCCAUUCGCAAGGACGACCCACAGAACAAGCACAUCACCAAGAUUGGCGAGAGAGGUGGCUUGAGGUCGCUCAGGGCCAUGUUCCUAGCUGGCGAACGGUCCGAACCAGCGAUCAUCACGAUGUAUCAGGACCUACUCGGCAAGUACGGUGAUGAUAAAAUUGGCGGUGGGAAGGUCAUUGACAAUUGGUGGUCUUCCGAGUCUGGCUCGCCCAUCACAGGAAUCUCGAUGACGCCUCAUGUUGUAAAUAACCUCGCAGCGAAAUCUCCGUUGUCUAUCAAGCCUGGCAGUGCUGGAAAGCCUAUGCCUGGGUUUGAUGUGCGGGUAGUGGACGAUGAAGGUAAUGAGCUGGGGAAGGGAAAGAUGGGAAACAUAGUUCUUAAAAUGCCUUUGGCCCCGACUGCAUUUCGGACUUUGUGGGAGGAUGAAGAGAGGUUUUAUGGAGGCUAUCUCAGAAGAUUUAAUGGGAAUUGGUUGGACACUGGUGAUGCUGGUAUCGUUGACAAAGACGGAUAUGUCCAUAUCAUGGCCAGGUCUGACGAUAUCAUCAAUGUCGCUGCCCAUCGUUUAAGCACAGUGACCGAAGCCUGCGUAGUCGGCAUUCCCGAUUCUAUGAAAGGCCAGCUCCCCUUCGCCUUCGUCCUCAGUUCCUCCAGCAGCACUCUCGACGAUACCCAACUGCUCUCCGAAAUCCAGAAGCUCGUCCGCACCCAAGUCGGCCCAAUCGCAUCCCUUGGUGGAAUGAUCAGAACGACCACCACCGCCAAGCCUAUCAUCCCCAAGACACGGUCAGGCAAGACCCUCCGAAGGGUACUGCGCGAGCUGCUGGAGAACGCUGUCCACGGCGAGUUUGACAAGAACGUCAGCGUGCCCAGUACGGUUGAGGACGCUAGUGUUGUUGACACUGCGAAAGGUGCUGUGAGGGAGUACUUUGAGAAGAGAGGCGAGGCACAUCGCGCUAUUGAAGCGAGGUCGAAGCUCUGA
Diaporthe amygdali is the source of this 2058-nucleotide messenger RNA. Its product is annotated as propionate-CoA ligase. Lineage: Eukaryota; Fungi; Ascomycota; Sordariomycetes; Diaporthales; Diaporthaceae. The coding region runs from base 1 to 2058 and encodes 685 amino acids. The record is from RefSeq and is a predicted model, not a curated record. The transcript has 4 exons.